ACUGAACGCUGCAAGUUCUCUGCCUCUCCUUCGACUCAUUCUCCUCCAAAACCCUAAUCUCUCCGCGAUCGUUCCACAAUGCCGCCGAAGUUCGAUCCCUCUCAGGUCGUCGACGUUUACGUCCGCGUCACCGGCGGAGAGGUCGGCGCCGCCAGUUCCCUCGCUCCGAAGAUCGGUCCCCUCGGUCUCUCCCCAAAGAAGAUCGGAGAAGACAUCGCCAAGGAGACAGCCAAGGACUGGAAGGGUCUCCGUGUCACCGUCAAGCUCACCGUGCAGAAUCGUCAGGCUAAGGUCUCCGUCGUCCCCUCCGCCGCCGCGCUAGUCAUCAAGGCGCUGAAGGAGCCCGAGCGUGACCGCAAGAAGACGAAGAACAUCAAGCAUAAUGGUAACAUCUCGCUUGAUGAUGUUAUCGAGAUCGCAAGGGUGAUGAAGCCGAGGUCGAUGGCGAAGGAUCUCUCCGGCACCAUUAAGGAGAUUCUCGGGACCUGCGUCUCCGUUGGCUGCACUGUUGACGGCAAGGAUCCUAAGGAUUUGCAGCAGGAGGUUACUGAUGGUGAUGUUGAAGUUCCUCUGGAGUGAUGAGGAGGAGGUGUUUGUUUCUCUCCCUCUCCUUUAGCCCCUUGUUCUGUUGGAUUUGGUGCCAUUUUCUAUAUAAAUUUUAUCAACUGUUUAAGAUUUUGUUAAGUUAAUUUUUAAUUUUCUGUUUUGGAUGAUUUAGAUGAUUUCUAAAGAUAUUAUCGGUUUAGAGUUCAUUUCUGUUUACAGGAUACUAUGUUGUUUCGAUAUAAUUUUGCAAUCGAAUUUAGUCAUGAUGAGCA
This is a messenger RNA of Lotus japonicus, 818 nucleotides long. Its product is annotated as 60S ribosomal protein L12. Bases 79 to 579 code for a protein of 166 amino acids. The record is from RefSeq and is a predicted model, not a curated record. The transcript has a single exon. Gene Ontology annotation, cellular component: cytosolic large ribosomal subunit; ribosome. Gene Ontology annotation, molecular function: large ribosomal subunit rRNA binding; structural constituent of ribosome. Gene Ontology annotation, biological process: translation. Lineage: Eukaryota; Viridiplantae; Streptophyta; Magnoliopsida; Fabales; Fabaceae.